GGAACAACAGCAACAGCAACAACAAUAGCAACAGCAACAGCAACAGCAUAACACCAAUGGCGCGCUUGUACAGAUUCACUCACAGGGCGAUCGAGCUCGUCCAAGACGAACAUGGCAGCACCAGCGACAGCAUCGAGGACUCGACCAUUCCCGCAGAGAUCAGCCUUGCCAACCUGACAAUGUUCUCGACGAUCCUCUUCAUCACCGAGUUCCGCAAGAUGGGCUUGGGCGAUUCAGUCGACAUCUCAAAGACGUGCAAUAUGUCAGAAUGGUAUCGUCGCAUCUAUGCCGGAACUGGAGGCCAGCUAAUCUCAGACGAGGAGGAAUACGUUGAUGUCUUGACUUUACCGUCCAAGCCAACAUCACAGGCCGGACUCAUUUAUGCCACCACCAAUCGGCCUGACGAAGAAGGGGACAAGAAAGAGGCAUUUACCGCGUUUCUCUUUGCGCAUCACAAACCAGCGUUGCCCAAGACAGCUCCAUCCAGCACAGGAUCCACACAAGGACCAUCGCCAGAGGCACAGGCGCUUGUUUCCACUUAUGGAGUGACCCACAUAUGGCUGUGUGGGUCGAGCCCUGAGCAGAGGCGCCAGAGGCUUAUGUCGCAGUGCCUGAGCCAUCUCGAGAAAGACGUCCUCGAGUGGAAGACCUCAGGACAGGGGUCAGGAGUCUUAACGGUCCAUACGAUCCCAGAGGCCUUUCCUGGGAUGGUACAAUUCCUGUCCAAUAAUGGCUUUAAGGGUGGCAACAAGGUGGUUGGCGGAGACAACGGAAAAGUACUAUAUUGGAAGGAGCUGUAAACAUAGAGUGAAGCGGCAUAUCGUCAAGGGGCGGACGGGCAACUUUUGUAGGACAUAGCAUGGGAUUCGUCAAAAAUAAACCAUCGGCCCCAGUUUGCACGAAAAUGCGAAGCGCCCUACAUUGAUGCU
This is a messenger RNA of Gamsiella multidivaricata, 929 nucleotides long. RefSeq lists its product as uncharacterized. Lineage: Eukaryota; Fungi; Mortierellomycota; Mortierellomycetes; Mortierellales; Mortierellaceae. The transcript has a single exon. The record is from RefSeq and is a predicted model, not a curated record. The coding region runs from base 57 to 800 and encodes 247 amino acids.